Molecule: messenger RNA, 314 nt
Organism: Guillardia theta CCMP2712
Lineage: Eukaryota; Cryptophyceae; Pyrenomonadales; Geminigeraceae
Exons: 1
Source: RefSeq, a predicted model, not a curated record
GUUCUCCGACGCCAGACGUGUCCAGCAGCUCUUCUCCUCCGAGUGGCCCCUUACCACCAUCACCGAUGACACCUCUGCCUCUGGCAACCAGGGAGCCGUGUGGAACUACGGCGACAACUUCGGCGGAGGAGCCUCUGACUAUGCUACCAAGCACGACAUCUUUGGCAAGUUCGGUGUGACCGACAGCGUCUAUGACAACGGUGACAUCGUCCUCUGCACUGACUCCACCACUCCCUGCUCUGGAUAAACAGCCUUGAUGGGUGUCUCGCAGCUGAUAUGCGAUGUGAACAUGAAAUAAAAGUGUUCUAUUUUUC